AUGAUGGAUGUGCUGCGCCUCGUGUGGUGGUUGCUGCGUUCGGUCCUGUACACGGUCGCCUACACCUUGCUGUGCAUCGCAUUCGUCCUCGGCGGCGCCGCGCUGGUGCAUUUUGGCGCGAAAUGGACGGACAGCCUCGCCGACGCCGCCGCGCGGAAACGCUGGAAGCGCCGCCUCGACGAGGCCGCCCGCGAGCUGGCGCCGUACAUCGACGACGCGAAGACGCGCGCCAAGGUGCUGAAGAAGGCCUUCGCGGUGCCGAAGCUCGUCGACCACUACGCCGUCCCGUCGACGUUCGAGGAGGCUCCGCCGGUCAUUUACCCGCGAGUCCUCCGCGGCGCGCUGCGCUACCUCGUCUCGCUCGGCCACUCGCGAGCUGUGGUUGGUGAGAUGGUCGUGCGCGCUCCGGCGAUCCUCCGCAUGAAGGCGCGCCCCAACCCCGUCGUCGACCCGCUCCGCGAGCGCGGCCCCGCCGCGGUGAGCCGCGUGCUCGGCCGCCUCAAGGGCACCAUGCCGGGGUCGACCAGGCGGGGCGAGCUCCUGCGGCGCGCCGUCGCGAAGGACGCCCGGCUCCUCGUGAGAUACGAGUUCGACUGCUGGGGCGCGUGCCAGGGCCGCUGCGGCUCCUGCUGGCGCCACGCGCACGUGCCCGUCGACGUCGACGACUGGUAA
Aureococcus anophagefferens is the source of this 672-nucleotide messenger RNA. RefSeq lists its product as hypothetical. Bases 1 to 672 code for a protein of 223 amino acids. NCBI's taxonomy places the organism in Eukaryota, Pelagophyceae, Pelagomonadales, Pelagomonadaceae. The transcript has a single exon. The record is from RefSeq and is a predicted model, not a curated record.